ACCAUGGUGGACGUAGGGUUGGUACUGCCGCAGCAGGACGAGUCACUGGUCGAUCAUUUCGGUCGACAGGUGCUGCAUUGGAUCGUGGGCUACUCGACCGCCUGGUACGCAACGCUCAGCCACUGCGAUUUGGUCGAUAACUUCAAGAAAGUGGACUCCGGUGCAAAGAUACUGCUGCAGGGUCUCGGUGUUAAGACGGGCCACAUCGGAGACGACGACGACGACGACGACGACGAGGAGGAGGACUACGAAGAGUAUAACGAAGCGGAAGAGCAAGGCCGCGGCGUAGGGAACGGUGGUCAGCAGCCUCAACGUCAGCCAGGUGUACGACAGCGACGUAGAACACGUCGGGCGGCUGCCCGGGGAUUCGUCAAUCGAUACCAUCCGCUGGUCGACUACGGGGAGCGGAACUUUGAGAACCUAAUGCUGGCAGACCUGAUGGAGAACUGCGAACAAGGAAUUCCACUCGAGAUGUUCAAUGUGUUGGCCCCGUUCCAUCAGAGCAGUGCUGCCGGUGCCGGUGUCGGUUCUGCUACCACUACGGGUGGCCAAAGAGUGCGAAUAGAGAACAUGCAAGUGACGCAACCCUGCAGUGGCCCUUCAUCGCCAACGAAUACAACCUUCGAUCUCCUCAGAUCCCCCACGAUCUAUGUGACUAAUGGUUUUUUCGUAGACGACGCCGACCUCGGUGCAGGCAGCGGCGGAUGCAGCAGCGUGAUCUCCAGCACAACAGCAGCCGAUACGGCGGACCCAAACUGGCAGGCGAACAAAUCGACCGUACGCGAACGGAAUGCCGCCAUGUUCAACAAUGAUCUGAUGGCCGACAUCCGGUUCAUCGUCGGUUCCGACGAACAAGUGCAAACCAUUCCAGCCCACAAGUAUGUACUAGCGACGGGAAGUUCCGUUUUCUACGCCAUGUUCUAUGGUGGGUUGGCCGAAAACAAGCAGGAAAUUAAGGUUCCGGAUGUGGAGCCGGGUGCGUUCCUAACAUUGUUAAAGUAUCUGUACUGUGAUGAGAUACAGCUGGAAGCAGACAACGUACUGGCGACGCUGUACGUCGCAAAGAAGUACAUCGUACCACAUCUGGCACGGGCGUGCGUCAACUAUCUGGAAACUAGUCUCACGGCGAAAAACGCCUGUCUGCUGUUGAGCCAGUCGCGCUUGUUCGAGGAACCGGAGCUGAUGCAGCGCUGCUGGGAGGUGAUCGAUGCGCAGGCGGAAAUGGCCAUCAAGUCGGAAGGCUUUGUCGACAUCGAUCUGAAAACAUUCGAAACAAUCCUUGCGCGCGAAACACUCAACUGCAAGGAGAUACAUCUGUUCGAGGCGGCCCUCAGCUGGGCGCAUGCUGCUUGUACCAAGAUGGACAUCGAACCGACCUCAUCCAACAAGCGGCAACUACUCGGCCAAGCCCUGUACCUGAUACGCAUCCCGACAAUGACGUUGGAAGAGUUCGCAAACCGUGUCGCCCAGCUCGGCAUACUCACCAACCAGGAGACAAUCGACAUUUUCCUCAACUUUACCGCCAAAAACAAGCCGAAGUUAACGUUCCCGGUAAAGGCAAGGUCCGGACUAAAAACACAGGUGUGCCAUCGCUUUGCGUCCUGUGCGUACCGUAGCAACCAGUGGCGCUAUCGGGGUCGUUGCGAUUCGAUACAGUUUUCCGUCGAUAAGCGCAUCUUUAUCGUAGGCUUUGGGUUGUACGGAUCGUCAACCGGAGCGGCCGAUUACGAUGUGAAGAUCGAGCUGAAACGGUUGGGCCGUGUGCUGGCGGAAAACAGUACCAAAUUCUUCUCGGACGGAUCGAGCAACACGUUCCAGGUGUUUUUCGAAACGCCGAUACAGAUCGAACCGGAAUGUUUCUACACUGCAUCGGUUGUGCUGGACGGAACGGAGCUAAGUUUCUUCGGGCAGGAAGGUAUGAGUGAGGUGAGUGUCGGUACGGUCACAUUCCAGUUUCAGUGCUCGUCCGAGAGUACCAACGGUACGGGCGUGCAAGGUGGUCAGAUUCCGGAAUUGAUCUUUUACGGCCCGAUGGGUAUAAGCCAGCAGAAUGCCAUCAUGUCUGCUAGUGCUAGUAAUAAUACGAUCAACAACAAUCACAAGUCCGCUGGGGGAGGACACUCACCCGGUAAGGAAAGUAUAGCCGGUAGCAAACAGACGAGUAAUACCGCUGGAAGUGGCAACAACGUUCCACCUGCAACAACGACAUCAUCCACUUCCAGCUCGGCACAUGGAAGCGGACUACAGCUGAUGGGUGCCAGUAGCAGUUCCUCGUCGGCAAAUGCCAGCAGUGAUCGAUCGCAUCCUACUGCUGCUCCGUAUGGAAAUACGAGCGGCGAUAAUCAAGGUGCCACAACAGCAGCACGCAGCACGAGUGGUUUCGUUGGAUUGGUGGAAUGGCUACAACAACCAAACUUUGCAGGCGGUAUUUCUGCGGGUCAACAACAGUUGCUAGCAGCCGACAAUGGUGAACCAUCAGAAUGA
Anopheles maculipalpis is the source of this 2484-nucleotide messenger RNA. RefSeq names its product BTB/POZ domain-containing protein 6-B (gene lute). Bases 4 to 2484 code for a protein of 826 amino acids. Gene Ontology annotation, cellular component: cytosol. NCBI's taxonomy places the organism in Eukaryota, Metazoa, Arthropoda, Insecta, Diptera, Culicidae. The record is from RefSeq and is a predicted model, not a curated record. Gene Ontology annotation, molecular function: protein binding. The transcript has 5 exons. Gene Ontology annotation, biological process: neurogenesis.